AUGGUAAAUUUCACUUGGCUUGUGGAAAACUUCUCUUUGGAUGAAGAGACGCAAUACUCUCGCCUUUACCACUCUCGCCCUUUCUUUGUCGGCGGUUGCAACUGGCGUCUUAUUGCUCAUCCUAGAACAUAUGGUAAUGGUGAUGAUUACUUAUCGGUGUCUCUGGAACUUGCGCCUGGCUCUUCACCACCACCAGGGUGGGUGAAACACGUGAAAUUUACCAUAACUCUUGUGAAUAAAGGCUAUGGUAAAUCGGACCAAGUGGCAGGAGGGAACAACUGUUUCCAUGCAACGAAUAGGAGUUGUGGUUUUAAUGUACUGGAGAUUUUGGGUGUUGCUGCAUCACCUCUGGGUUGCAAAGAAACAAACAAAGCUUCUAAUGCCUCUCUCAGCAACUCUCAAGUGCCCCAAAAAACUGAGAAUGCAUCUAACGAGAAUGUUGUUGGUGAUGAUGAUGACACCUCUGAUGAUGGUUCACAUGAUGAUGAUGAUGAAACAUCUGAUGAGGGUUCAGAUGAUGAUGAGGAUUCACAUGAUGAUGAUGAUGAUACAUCUGAAGAGAGUUCAGAUGAUGAUGAUGAUGAUGAUGAUGCUUCGUCUACUGUUUCGGAUGAUGGCGGUAAGGACACAAGUCCUCCGAACCAAUCUAAUAUGGACCGAAUCAUCAAGUUACUAAAUGGUGAUAUGGGGUUUAACACUGUGGCAUCAACCGUUACUGAGGCUGGUAACAAUGUGCUUGGUCAGGAGAUUCAAACAAUGGAUGUCAAUGGGUUUGAGGUUUUUUCUUCUCAGGUGGAAUCUGUGAGACGUAUAUUCGAAAGACACCCAGACAUUACUGUGGAUUUCCGUGCAAAGAACAAACAUCUGAGGAAAGCUUGCAUGAGUUUCCUGCUCAGCGUAAUAGAGACGUUGUGUCAGUCACUUGAGGAGCUCUCCAAUGAAGAUCUUGUGGAAGCAGACAUUGCGCUGACGUACUUGAUAGACGCAGGGUUUAAAGUGGACUGGCUGGAUAAGAAGCUGGACCAGCUAAAAGAAAACAAGGAGAAGGAGAAGUCUGGCUUGGCCAGGCUCCAAGAAAUUGAGGAAAAUCUUCUGAAACUGAAGCUAAAGUGUUCGGAGCUGGAUGCUCUUGCUGAGAAGGAGAAGUCAGAGUUGUCAGCCACCAGAAGUGCUCUGUCUUUCGAUGAUCUUGUUUGA
Messenger RNA from Microthlaspi erraticum, 1197 nucleotides. The record is from the annotation of a GenBank genome assembly. NCBI's taxonomy places the organism in Eukaryota, Viridiplantae, Streptophyta, Magnoliopsida, Brassicales, Brassicaceae.